GUUUCUACAUCACUUUACUUUAUUCUCCAAGUCUUCAUCAUGAUGUUCGUUUCUCUUCAAAGCUUACCUCUUGGACGUUGGGGUCAUCUUGGUGGUCGUUGGACCGAGCCGUCUGUGCGAUAAAUUUGUUGUGCUAGGCCGCGUCGUCGACAUCAUGACCCAGAAGAAGUCUCUCCCCGCCACCUUCAUGGCCGGAGCCAUCAGUGGUACCUGUUCAACGCUUCUUCUUCAACCGUUGGAUUUAGUCAAGACCCGUCUUCAAGUUCGCACCACUGCAUCAGCUACAUCUUGUGGCGUCGCACCGAACCCCAUGCUGGUUCGUGGAGGAAUGGUUGCGACGUUUACCACCGUCGUUCAACACGAGAAGCUCUCAGGCCUAUGGCGAGGACUCUCACCAUCUUUGUCCCGCUGUGUUCCUGGCGUCGGCUUGUACUUUACAACACUGACGGCCUUACAACAAACAGUCGUUCCGGAGGAUCGUAAAGCCACGGCCUUUGAGGCCCUUUGCAUUGGCGGACUAGCUCGCUCUCUUACUUGUGGAGCCCUACUACCCAUCACCGUCGUCAAGACUCGAUUCGAGAGCGGAAAUUUCCAGUAUUCCAGUGUUGUUGGAGCACUGAAGAAUGUCAAGACCCAGGAAGGUUUCCGUGGUCUGUACAGCGGAUGCUAUGCCACUCUGCUCCGUGAUGCCCCAUUUUCAGGCCUCUACUACCUCUUCUACUCUGAGGGAAAGAAGGCCCUGGACGAUUUCCACCAACGCAAUGGAAUGGAGCAGUUUCACACAUCGAUGCAGUUUGGCGUAGGAUUGUUGGCCGGUAUUCUGGCCUGUGGCAUCACACAUCCUGCUGAUGUAGUCAAGACCCGGCUGCAGAGCCAGAUUCAGCGAUCCAGCACCAUCUCGGUCGCCAUGCAAAUCUAUCAGAAUGAAGGCAUUGCCACCUUCCUGCAUGGCUUUGCGCCGCGCGUCAUGCGUCGUUCCAUCAACGCAGCGCUGGCCUGGACUCUGUUCGACUAUGUCCUUUCGCAAAUGCAGCUGAAGUGAAAGCUCGCGCCAACCUGUGAGCACAGCUGCUGCUAUGACAUACAGUCUUGCUAGAUACAUUUUCAUGCAUUUUUUUCAUUGUUGAUGCAUUGUUGUUAGGUCUAGUCCCUGAUUGGCGGAGCUUGUUCUAUCGCUUCGCCCCAACCCUCCUAUUACUACACGAUGCACUCACCCACAUCUAGCCAUGCACUACACCUCUAGGUCGUACUAACCCUCUCACACUUCUUUAGCUAGGACUGCCCCCUCCCUCAUAUCCCAGUCUAUAUCUAUUUUUUGCUGUUGCAUUCCUCACCGCUGUAGCGUUUGCGCGACUGAUCUGACCCUAGAAAAAUCUCAGAGCCCCCAAUUGUAUUGUCAUAUCUGCAUUGGUCCGAUCAUACCGCCAGAAUCCUCUGUUCUAUUAUAUCAUAGGUUUGAACCGAGAUCAGCUGUUAUUAUAGUUUGCAACGGCCAUUGGCACUAUAUUGUUUGUAUGUAUGUCUUGUUUUUAUGUGUUUUUGACUCUUCGGGUACCUGAUCUACCUUGUCUAAACAUUUUUUUAUGGAUCAGAUUUGAGAGCCAAUAAUAAUAAUUUAUGAUACAGGAUCUGGAUCCAUAUAAACAGGC
This is a messenger RNA of Sycon ciliatum, 1649 nucleotides long. Its product is annotated as mitochondrial glycine transporter B-like. Gene Ontology annotation, cellular component: mitochondrion. The transcript has 8 exons. Gene Ontology annotation, molecular function: glycine transmembrane transporter activity. NCBI's taxonomy places the organism in Eukaryota, Metazoa, Porifera, Calcarea, Leucosolenida, Sycettidae. The coding region runs from base 155 to 1042 and encodes 295 amino acids. Gene Ontology annotation, biological process: glycine import into mitochondrion. The record is from RefSeq and is a predicted model, not a curated record.